UGCCUGCAAGUAUGCGCGUGCACCACUCUCACUUGAGCACGAGCUGGGAUUGGAAAGUUGGAGCUGCAAGGGAAGUCAGUGUGUUUUGGUUUUGACGCUGAAACAUCCGCGUGAGUGCUUUCUGAUAAGGUGGACGAAAGUGAAUGAAGGCGGCUGGUGCAACUUUAGACCCCUUGGACACCCCUGAGCUUCUCUCGGCGUGAUGGAUGCAGAGGUGGUUCUGAAAGAGGAGGACUUGGAGGGCUCGUGGACGCUGCUGUCCUGGAUGGCGUCCUGCGUCAUGGUGUUCGGGGGAGCCCUGCCCUAUGUCCCACAGUACCAGGAUAUCCAGAGGAGCAGCAACAGCGAGGGCUUCUCCACAAGAGUCUGCCUGGUGCUGCUCAUAGCCAACAUCCUGCGCAUUUUCUUCUGGAUAGGGAAGCAGUUUGAGCUCACCCUGCUGCUCCAGAGCGUGGUGAUGAUCCUCACCAUGUUCGCCAUGCUCCACCUCUGCUGCACGGUCCAAAACACCAACCGAGUGAGCACCAAGCAACACCGACUUUUAGACUUGGACUUUCACUACUUCUGGAAGUGGAGCGCGUUUGAGGACUACCUGCUCUUUUGCUUCGGCUUCACCGUGCUGUGUGCUGUCGUCACCCUGCUGCUCCUGGACUCUGCCGUGUUUGUGGAGACACUGGGCUCCCUGGCCGUGAUGUUUGAGGCCAUGCUGGGGAUGCCGCAGCUGCUACAAAACUUCCAAAACCAGUCCACCAAAGGCAUGAGUGUGAAGAUGGUGCUGCUGUGGACAGCCGGCGAUGUCUUCAAGACCACCUAUUUUGUGAUGAACGAAAGCCCGGCUCAGUUCUGGGUUUGCGGUUCAGUCCAGAUCCUUAUAGAUGUGGCCAUCCUACUGCAGGUCCUCUUCGACGGCCAAGACACCCGGGUCAAGCUAGGUUGAACAUGGAUGUUGGUUUGUGAAAUGUAAAAAAACAGGAUUCAUGUGUAAAUUUCAACAAGUUUGAUAUUUUUAAGCUUUUUAAUAUCAGCUGCAAAGUUGAUGGGGGACAUUUAGCAUCAAGGACAGAGAAAACCAAAGUCACAAUAGAUUUUUAGUCUUCAGCCUUGAUUCAAAGUAUUCUUUAAUAUGGGUAUCAUGCAGACCCAAACAAUUUACCUUCAAGUGCAAUUAAGUGAACCGUUUUAGCCUUGAUCAAACUGCUUAGUAUUUUCAGUCACACACUCAUAAACAAACACCUUUGCCUUUAAAUUUUUAUGAAGAUAAGGCAGUAUUCUAGUGCAUUUUUAACAUUUAUACUAUGUAUUUGUUCUCUGUUAAACAUAACCUGGACCCUGAAGUGUAGUGGGCAUGGAAACUGUAAGAGGGAAACAUUACUCACGCUGGCAGCUUACUAACAGCAGAUCUAUGCUGCUGUACUGGCAGCUGAAGCAACCAGUCCGACACUGGUAGCCCUGCACUGAAAUCUGCUGCCUGACUGAUGAGUCUCUUAUUUCACACUCUACACCUCACUGGACUGUUCUUGUGAGUGUUUUUCUGUGUGUGUUUGGGUGUGGUAUGCUUGCUGAUGUGUCUGUGCAGCUGAGAUUGAUUUUUGCCGUUGGCAUCCAGCGCCAAGCCAAGGCCAGAGAACAUACAUCAAGUAAUGGUAGCUACAUAGGACAUCAAUCUUUGUGAUGUGACUCUGAUGUGUGGUUAAUUGACAAGCAAUGCAGGUCUUCCAUGAAGUAUAGAAAAACAAUUUAAAAAAUGUGGCCAUGCUGCAGUGAUUUCACUGUUUUUCUGUCACAAAAUCUUUUGUAGACACCAAAGAACAAGUCAGACUUAAGAUCAAACUAGGUAACACAAUAUAACAGUAUUACUGAAUAUGGGCAUUGUCAUUUGUUCACAUUUCAUCGUCAUUAGUUGUUUUUAGUAUCCCGUCUGAUGAGUCCUGUUACUCUUGUUCUUUGAGACAGUAACAGUGAAAGUAUAAGUCAUAAGCAUUGUGGAUAAGUAACAGUUUAAUCAACAUGAUCAGCAGGAAUAUUAGAGUAUAUUUUACCCUGAUCUUUUAUUGAACACAUUUAGUGUUAACACCCAUCAGCCCCUGCUGUUUCUUGACACCUACGAAAUAAAUACUUGAUUUGAAAAUAAGAAGUAGCAAACUGAGAAUUGGCUUCAUGCUGAAAGGAAUUACCUGUAGGUAGUGGGAAACAAAUUGCUGGUGUAGGGAGGCGGACACAAUCUUAUGUUUCAUUUCUCACAGGAGCAAAACUCUUCCUGGCAUUAUUAAUGUUUUCUUUGGGCCCUCCCUUUAAAUAAAAAUAUCUCAAAGUAAUAUAGAACAAUAUUAAAUUAGUACAGCUUAAUUAAUUGUGUAAUCCAAAUAGCUACCAAUGCAGAUAUUGUGUUUGUCAUAUAUGUCAUAAUGCGUUUCCCUCAAAAAUAUGUUUCCCAUUUAAAAUCCAUGGUAUAUAAACAUCAUUUGUAGGAAACAGGACUGACAGAGGAGGCUCUGAAGGUACUGAGGGAGGGAAAUUUUAAAAAUAAAAAUCAAUUAGAUCAGAUAAUUUUAUAAUUUGUGUUCAAAAUUAUGUUAUAUUUGUUACUGACCAUUGUAUAACCUAUAUAGUGCCUGAGUUGUGUAAGUGGUAACUGAGCUAUUUAUGUAAUUAUUAACUACAUUAAGGGAAGGUUAAACUAGAACAUGAAUGCAGGGUCAAGCACUAAUUUUGCCUCUAGGAUAAGCCCCCUGUCCACAGCCCAAAGAAAAAAAAAUUCUCUCCCCCUUUUCUGACCCCAACUUUUAGUAGAUCCCAGAGGGGCAAUCUUUGAGGCAUCUUCAUUCACCCAGAAAUGCCCCAUUAAACAGAGGACAGGUUAUGUAAUGCAUGCCAUUACAGAAACAUUAAAACCUUAUUCAGCCAUUCCAGCCUUCCAAACUGCAAAAGUGUUCACGGAUAUUUUAUUUAGAAGUUCUGCUUAUAAUCGAAACUCUAAUUUAAAAACACAGCCUCUCAAGGCGAGCCGUGCUUAUUUCACCUGUUUCUCUGUAGUUUCCUCUCUCAAAAGCACUGCAGGCUGAAACAAAUCAGCACCAGCAGCUGAUCAGUAGUCAGCACAGGUUUCUUUUUACUUACCUCUAGAGAUGAUUUAAUGAAGUAGUAAAGCUACUGUACCUUCUUAUUGAGUCUUGCGGCCCCCUUUUUAACUUAGCAUCCAGUUUGUGCCUGUCUGUUAAUCUUUCCUGUCUGUUUUUUAGUUUCCCUUCAGUAAACAUCCUGUUAAAUUACACACUGCAGCAGUUAUGGGUUGCAUCUUAUGGACAGCCUCCUCCUGCAGCAGCAUGAUUCAGCCAUAGGAUAGCAUUUGUAGAGGUUGCAAAACUGCAUCUCAGUGUAUUUCAGUAUUAUCCUCAGGUCCAGGAUGUAGAAAAUAUGACAGAGAAUUUUGGAAAUUUUAGGCAUUGGAUGUUUUUAUAAUCUGGUAGGUCUUUAGAUCCUUUAAAACAUAAAAGUGGCUGAGUAUGAUGUCACGUUAUCUCUGCUUUGAUAUUACAUCAGCUUUUUUGGGUUUUGAUUAUCAGUCAUUGUAUUGAAGCAAUAGUCUGACAUUUUGAGAACUGGCCUUCUUGCAGAAAGUUAGACAUUAGAAAGAUUGAUACCACUUUCAUGUCUCUACAAUAAAUAUGAAGCUACAGCCGCUAGCAGCCAGUUAGCUUAACAUAAGGUCUGUAAAUGGGGAAACAGUCUGUCUGGCUUUAUCCAAAGGUAACCAAAUCAACCUCCAGGAAGUUACUGGUACCAGCCAAGAUAUAGUACGGCACAUAACCCCCUUCCUAGAAUGGCUAAUUGUCAUUUCUGGAGAUGCUGAUUGGUUGGUUUUGUUACUGCUGGACAGAGCCAAUGCUAGCUGUUUCCACCUGUUUCCAGUCUUUAAGCUAAGCUAACCGGCUGCUGGCUGUAGCUUCAUGUUUACCACAAAGACAUGAGAGAAGUUUUGAUCUUCUUGUCUAACUUUUAGCAAGAAAGUGAAUAAGUGUAUUUCCUGAAAUGUACUGUAGACGGUGUGGGUUUAUUGCUUCAUUCAAAGAUUUCGUUUCAAUCGCUAACUGUUAUCAUGUAUCAUUAUCAGUAUAAGGUCACAUGCCAAAGGAACAACCAACAAAAUCUAAAAGGUGAAGCACUCCCUUCUGUGUUUGUAUAUGUGUAUAAAUGAAUGUAAUUUGUAUGUGUAUGGUUGUGUACAUAUGAAACCAAUGGAAAUGUUGGAAUAUCUUGGGAUUGUGUAUUUGAUGGAUGCAGGCAUUUAUGGAAGUGUUCAUGCUGCCGAUCGACUUCUCUGGUGUUUGGGAAAUACUGCAAGCUUUCAGCUGUACUGUUCUGUGACCUUCACUCCAUGUGUGCAUCCUUCAAUUCCACUUAUCUAACAUUAUUGCAAGAAGCCAUAUUGAAAGCUGAAUGUGUCUUAUCUCCUGUAUCCUGCGUACCACAGUUGUACUGAGUUUGCAUUAUUUCUGUAUUCUAUAUGCUCUUAUCACCAGAUGGGUAUCUUUAUAUUGUCUCUCUCACCAGAGGCUCUGAACGGCUUUCUCACUGGAUUCGGUUUAACAUUUGGGCUCCCAGUAGCAUUUUCUUCUCAAGGGUAAUGGGACAGAUUAGCACACACACUGAAUGGUUGUGAUAAUCCCUCCACUAGGUUCACAUCAUGGCAGAUGUGCUUGUCACCUUACCACUGCAGCACUGAUAUGAAGAGCAGAAGACUGUUACGUCUACCAGAUGCAAGAUACAUAUUUCAUGUAACAUGAAACAAUAUCAGUUAAAACAGAGUCCAUAAAAGGAUUUAGGUCACUUUUAGUUACUGUUUUAUGUGAUGUUUCUUCAGGGGUUUUAUUUACAGGAUCUGUGAAACCAAGAUUUCAACCAAAAAGCUGUUGUUUUUAAAUUAAUUUUGAUUAACUAAAUGUCAUGUAACACUAUGGUGGUUACCAUAGGAUGCAAAGGUCUCCCAAGGUGACAUCACACAUGGAAACUAUAUUUAUGUGAAAUAUUUAUCAUGAUAUUUUUCUCAAAUAUAAACUAUUUAUAUUUCA
Molecule: messenger RNA, 5069 nt
Organism: Epinephelus lanceolatus (giant grouper)
Lineage: Eukaryota; Metazoa; Chordata; Actinopteri; Perciformes; Serranidae
Product: solute carrier family 66 member 2
Biological process (GO): retrograde transport, endosome to Golgi; phospholipid translocation
Cellular component (GO): endosome; trans-Golgi network
Source: RefSeq, a predicted model, not a curated record